AUGCGUUUAAAUCAAGACAAGCACUGCACCAAGCUCGACUUUGAGCCUUACAAAGAAAUUCAAAAAAUUAUGGUCCCCUCACAGCAACCGGUCAUAAGAGAAUGGCAAUAUCAGCCUGAAGGGAUGACCGCAUUCGAAAUUCCCACCCCAGAAAAGCAAAUUCCCUCUGAUAUUAAAGGUAAUUCCAAGAAAAAGAUUAGCGGAGCUCCAAAGGAGCUAGCAUUGGUACAAUUAAGUGGCCAAAAGAAGACCUCUCGCGAGCUGGUCGUAAGAAAGGAGUCUCCUUGGUAUACCUAUCGUCGCACAAUGCGAUGUAAACUAGCAGGUGAUGUUUCCAUAGCUUCUCGUCGCAAUGGUCCAUCCCAGGUGAUAGCUAUCCGGGAAUACACUAAAAAAAACAGCGCAAGGAUGCUUGAAUAUUAUACUAAAUUUGACCAUACCAACAUUCUAUCAGCGCAGUCAUUUUAUGAAGAGGGUGAUUCAAUGUAUGCUCUUGUUGAUGAUCUUCCCCUCACACUGGGGCAUCUGGUUGGGUGCCGAUUUUUGUAUCCGACGGAGACUGAAUUAGCUUUAAUGAUUUGGCAGAUUUUGAAUGGGCUAUGCUACUUGAGCCAGCUUGGAUUCGAGCAUCAAUCACUAUCAUGCCAGAAUAUCCUGUGGGGUCUCGAUGGGGUCAUAAAGAUCGCUAGCUUGGAAUCUUGUGUAAAAAGCUCUUCGAGUCAGAGACAAAGCCAACACGUAAAAACGUUAGGCUCUAUCACCAUGGAGCUUAUGCAAAAAUACGUGAAAGAUGAUGGAAUCAUAGGAGUCGAUGACUUGAAACGCUGGCCAGUUGAAUCGCAUGCGUUCGGGUUCUUAUCUGCUAUUUCGGCAACAAAUUCCAUCGAAUCUCUGAAAACGGAUUCGUUUAUGAAAGUCUAUCGCCAUUCAUUGGGCGAGCUAGUUCUGCUUGCUCGGACAGUCUUAUUGUCAGCAAAAAUAUUUUAUUCCUAUGAAACAUAG
Messenger RNA from Penicillium longicatenatum, 1002 nucleotides. RefSeq lists its product as uncharacterized. Gene Ontology annotation, biological process: protein phosphorylation. NCBI's taxonomy places the organism in Eukaryota, Fungi, Ascomycota, Eurotiomycetes, Eurotiales, Aspergillaceae. Gene Ontology annotation, molecular function: protein kinase activity; ATP binding. The record is from RefSeq and is a predicted model, not a curated record. The transcript has 4 exons. The coding region runs from base 1 to 1002 and encodes 333 amino acids.